Molecule: messenger RNA, 2675 nt
Organism: Meriones unguiculatus (Mongolian gerbil)
Lineage: Eukaryota; Metazoa; Chordata; Mammalia; Rodentia; Muridae
Gene: Zbtb12
Product: zinc finger and BTB domain containing 12
Exons: 2
Coding region: 596-1969 (457 amino acids)
Biological process (GO): regulation of transcription by RNA polymerase II
Molecular function (GO): protein binding; DNA-binding transcription factor activity, RNA polymerase II-specific; RNA polymerase II cis-regulatory region sequence-specific DNA binding
Source: RefSeq, a predicted model, not a curated record
CAAAGCGCAGGGGGAGGGGCUAGCCUUCAAGACAAGUGCUCGCUUUGAAGUUGUGGCAAACACAGCUGAGUUUGGGAGGGACACGGAAAGCCAGGCGCAGAAUAGAGGGGCAUCUAGGCCGGGUAGCACCUCUCUGGAGGAGAGGCUGUGGAGCAGACGGGGUGGGCGCAGGGAAGGAUACGCUCUUGACCAGCGUAAAGAACCGCAUCUGCAGGAUUAGUCCCAGGGUUAAAUACACCGCGGAGGUGAACCGCUCCUCUCUUCCACCGUAUGAGAGGAGAUCCCGGCUUCGCCAGGAAGCUGGAAGGGAUGAGAGCGAGUCUGAGUAACUGUGUUCUGACGCAGGGCGAGCUGGGAGCGCCGGUUCGUCCGGCGGAAAGUGGGCAACAUCUUUUAGAUCGGGAGGACUACGGCGGGCAGGCGGGCGUCAGCAGACCUGGGCAAGUCUGCAAGCGUGGCCUGAGGGGCCGUGCACGUAUCCAGCGGAGGAUGCGGCCGUGGCCACCCGCAGGAGGCCCCGGGAGGCCGCCCGGCUCCGCACCACUGGGCGGGAGCGACGGCCAGCCCGAGAGCAGGGCAGUCCCCUCCCGCCACAAUGGCCUCUGGGGUGGAAGUCCUGCGCUUCCAGCUGCCUGGCCACGAGGCCGCCACGCUGCGGAACAUGAACCAACUCCGCGCCGAGGAGCGGUUCUGCGACGUGACCAUCGUGGCCGACAGCCUCAAAUUCCGCGGCCACAAGGUCAUCCUGGCCGCCUGCUCGCCGUUCCUCCGGGACCAGUUCCUGCUGAACCCCAGCUCCGAGCUGCAGGUCUCGCUGAUGCACAGCGCGCGCAUCGUGGCGGACCUGCUCCUCUCCUGCUACACGGGCGCCCUGGAGUUCGCCGUCAGGGACAUCGUCAACUACCUGACGGCCGCCUCCUACCUGCAGAUGGAGCACGUGGUGGAGAAGUGCCGGAACGCCCUCAGCCAGUUCAUCGAGCCCAAGAUCGGCCUCAAGGAGGAUGGGGUCAGCGACGCCAGCCUCGUGAGCAGUGCCGCCAAGUCCCUCCUCCCUCCAGCCAGGACCCCGAAGCCUGCACCGAAACCCCCGCCGCCACCGCCUCUACCCCCUCCGCUCCUGCGGCCCGUGAAGCUGGAGUUUCCGCUGGACGAGGACCUGGAGCUGAAGGCUGAGGACGAGGAUGAGGAUGAGGACGAGGACGUCUCUGACAUCUGCAUCGUCAAGGUCGAGUCGGCCCUGGAAGUGGCCCACCGCCUCAAGCCCCCCGGAGGCCUAGCGGGGGGCCUGGGUAUUGGGGCGUCUGUGGGCAGCCACCUGGGCGAGCUGGCCCAGAGUAGCGUGGCCCCCAACGCCGUGGCCCCGCCGCAGGGGGUGGUGAAGGCCUGCUACAGCCUGUCCGAGGACGCAGAGGGCGAAGGCCUGCUCCUGAUCCCGGGAGGCCGGGCCAGUGUGGGGGCCACCUCGGGCCUGGUGGAAGCAGCAGCGGUGGCCAUGGCUGCCCGGGGGGCGGGGGGCAGCCUGGGGGCGGGGGGCAGCCGGGGCCCCCUGCCCGGGGGCUUCUCGGGCGGGAACCCCCUGAAGAACAUCAAGUGCACCAAGUGCCCGGAGGUGUUCCAGGGCGUGGAGAAGCUGGUGUUCCACAUGCGCGCCCAGCACUUCAUCUUCAUGUGCCCGCGCUGCGGCAAGCAGUUCAACCACAGCAGCAACCUCAACCGUCACAUGAACGUCCACCGCGGCGUCAAGUCGCACUCGUGCGGCAUCUGCGGCAAGUGCUUCACCCAGAAGUCCACGCUGCACGACCACCUCAACCUGCACUCGGGAGCGCGGCCCUACCGGUGCUCCUACUGCGACGUGCGCUUCGCCCACAAGCCGGCCAUCCGGCGGCACCUCAAGGAGCAGCACGGCAAAACCACGGCCGAGAACGUGCUGGAGGCCGGCGUGGCGGAGAUCAACGUCCUCAUUCGCUGAGGGGCGGGAGGCCGGGCCUUCCCGGACCCCGGGGACUGGGGGGCCUACGGGGUUCUGGGUCAGGCCUACGUUUUGAGGGAGGAAGAUUGGAGAGAAGACCUUGCCUCAAAGAGCAAAAGGAGAAGAUGGAGCCGGAGACAGGGUUGACAAGGCCGAGGGAGCGCGGGGUCCCAAGGAGAGAUUUCUUUUUUUCGGAGGCGCACGAACGAUGUGGGGGGAGAGAAAAAAAGCAAAGGCUUGAAGUUCGGAGAACGGCUCUUUCCUGGCUAAGGCCGCCUCCGGGGAAAGGUCCUAGUGUUUCUUGAGGUGGGGUGGGGUGGGGGUUGUGGGGUGAUUGGCAGGACGGUUGGCUUGCUCCUGCUUAGAGUAGCUCACAGGGAAAAGAAGGGGAGGCGUUCCUGCAUGCUGGGGAGGGGGCCCGUAGGCGCUCGGCUCACCGAAAAUGACAAAAUACAUGUGCCAGGUAAGAGGACGGGGUGGGCAGCCUCGGUAGGUAAUGAGACUCGGGGUACAGUAGCAAGAGCAGCGGAUAGUGGAGGGUGGGGGCAGGGCACGUAGGAAAGGACGCGAGGAGGGCCGGUGGGAGGGAGAGGAGUAGGGACAUACAGUAUUUUUUAAGAAAACGUAUUUUUUAGGAUUUUUUUCUGGAGUUCGGGGUUUUAGUUUUUCUCUGUUUUCCACAAAAUAAAAAAAAACCAAACCAAAC